UCGCUGUAGUGUGAUUUACUGCAAGCAACCUAGACCAACUCCAGACCAAUAUAAGCUAGAUUUAAUCUUUAAAAUGUAAACUUUGUGUUCUAAUAAUAUCCAAAAUGAUGACCUGAUAGUAACACUGUAAAUUUUCUUUCCUUAACAGCUGAUGAACGAUCCAGCUACAGUUUGACCACACUAGCUAUUGUCAUCAUGGCACCCAUCAUUGUUCUCAUCUUCCUCUCGGCUGUUGCUAUCCUGGUGUUCAGAAGGAUCCACCACAACCAAAUGGAGAGACUAACCUCACGAGAUGCUGAAUAUGGAACUAUUGACGGGCUUAUAGCUUCUAACGUGGGGGAGAGCACUCUGGCGGAUUUGCUGGAUCAUUCCUGCACUUCAGGAAGUGGCUCAGGACUCCCUUUCCUUGUUCAGAGAACUGUUGCACGACAAAUCACACUCAAUGAGUGUGUGGGUAAAGGGCGUUAUGGUGAAGUGUGGAGGGGCCAAUGGCAGGGAGAGAAUGUUGCAGUUAAAAUUUUCUCCUCUCGAGAUGAAAAGUCUUGGUUCAGAGAGACUGAAAUCUACAACACUGUACUGCUGAGACAUGAAAAUAUCUUGGGCUUCAUCGCUUCAGACAUGACUUCGAGGAACUCCAGCACUCAGCUGUGGCUCAUCACUCACUUUCACGAGAUGGGCUCUUUGUACGAUUACCUUCAGCUCAACACCCUCGACGCAACCAGCUGCCUCCGCAUGUCGCUCUCCAUUGCGAGUGGUCUAGCGCACUUGCAUGUCGAGAUCUUCGGUACUCAGGGCAAGCCAGCCAUUGCCCACCGAGACCUGAAGAGCAAAAACAUAUUGGUGAAAAAGAAUGGCCAGUGCAGCAUUGCUGACCUAGGUCUGGCGGUCAUGCAUUUUCAAGACACAAAUGAGUUAGAUGUGGGGAACAACCCUAAAGUUGGAACAAAGCGCUACAUGGCCCCUGAAGUGCUUGAUGACUCCAUCCAGACGGACUGCUUCGAGUCCUACAAGAGAGUGGAUAUCUGGGCCUUGGGCCUUGUCCUGUGGGAGAUUGCCAGGAGGACAGUCAGUAAUGGAAUUGUAGAGGACUACAAGCCCCCUUUUCAUGAUGUGGUCCCAAAUGAUCCCAGUUUUGAGGAUAUGAGGAAAGUUGUGUGUGUGGAUCAGCAGAGGCCCAACAUCCCAAACAGAUGGUUUUCAGACCCAACUUUAACCUCCAUGGCUAAACUCAUGAAGGAGUGCUGGUACCAGAAUCCAUCAGCCAGAUUAACAGCACUGCGCAUCAAAAAGACUCUCACAAAGAUCGACAACUCUUUGGAUAAAAUAAAAACAGACAUUUGAGGCUUCCUUGGGAAGAAGAGGCAGACAUGUACUAAGGGCCACUGAAGACAUCUGGAGGAUGGACCACCUUAGAGAAAUCUCACAAGACAAAAGACUCAAUGAUUUCAGUGCCCUUAUAGUGGCACAGACCUAUAUUUAUUUUAAAACACUUGCGGGACAUAUUUUGGCAUCCAAAGAUGGCUUACCAGGCAUUUCUGAGACUGCCAGUGGUCUAAGAAAUGGGAAAAUAUCUAUUUCAACUUUUAUCAUAGGAACUUGACCAUUAGAAAUAUUCUUCAAGGAAGAAACUUACAUGGGCAUUUGAGUAGGGUUGCUUGUUUUUAGAAGUGCAGAUUUUGUUUUUAAACAGUUUUUUUUAGCUUGAAAAAAAACGUCUGAACAUGGUCAUUUCUUUAUUGUACUGCAUUGUUCUUUUGCAUUAUGGUGGAUCCAUUUGGAAAAGAUGUCAACUUGCAAACUGAACUUGCCUAUUCCAUCAGCAUACUUUCUAAAACAGUGAACAUGUCAAGGUGUGUUAGACCUCACUUUGUGUUCUAUACCACUGUUUACAGUGCUGUUAGAACAGGUUUGUUGGGAUUAUUUUUUUCCAGUUCUGUAACAUUUAGUUGUACAGUCAUGUCAGUGGCACCAUCCUUUUUCCUGAUAUCGUCCAACUAAAGAUGCUCUGUUGCAAACCUUUUGUAUACCAUCAUUAACUUUACAUUGACUUAUGUUUAUCUUGUUUUGUUUCUUCAGCUUUACAGAGACAUAUGCUAAAUGAACAAAUACAAUAUCUGCUAGACGAUGCUGAACUCUAUUCCUCCAGAGGCCUGUAAGUAAGCCUGUAAAGCCUGUAUAUUGUCUUAACGCGUGCAUUGUUGU
Archocentrus centrarchus (flier cichlid) is the source of this 2202-nucleotide messenger RNA. Its product is annotated as activin receptor type-1. Lineage: Eukaryota; Metazoa; Chordata; Actinopteri; Cichliformes; Cichlidae. The record is from RefSeq and is a predicted model, not a curated record. The coding region runs from base 196 to 1341 and encodes 381 amino acids. Gene Ontology annotation, molecular function: transmembrane receptor protein serine/threonine kinase activity; ATP binding. Gene Ontology annotation, cellular component: BMP receptor complex; plasma membrane. Gene Ontology annotation, biological process: transforming growth factor beta receptor signaling pathway; heart development; cellular response to growth factor stimulus. The transcript is spliced from 7 exons.